CAUUUUCACAACAGCUGGUCGUCGGAUAAGAGUCCACUCUUCUCUGCUCGAUCUAUUACUAGCAGAGAUCUAAAAGCAUAAACAACUCUUCCUCUAAAUAUUCAUUGGAAGAAAAAAGCGAUUUCGAGAAAAGGACAAUUAUGGUUGACGCAAUUGUGUCGUUUGGUGUUGAAAAGCUUUGGGAACUCGUGAGCGAAAAUUAUGGGAGAUUUCAGGGAGUUGAAGAGCAAAUUACUGAGCUAAAGAGUGAUCUGAAGAUGUUAAUGUCCUUUCUGAGUGAUGUGGAUGCAAGGAAACAAACAACUGAUCUUGCAAGAAACUGUGUGGACGACGUAAAAGAAAUCACUUACGAUAUAAUUGAAACAUAUCUUCUAAAGCGAAAACGAAGUGAAAGCAGUGGCAUCAAGAAUCAUAUGAGAAGUCUUGCUUGCAUUCAAGGUGGUCAUAGGAAGACUGCCUUAGAAAUCACAAGCAUUAGUAAGAGAAUCUCCAAAGUGAUCCAGGUUAUGCAGACUUUAGGCAUACAAUCGAACAUUAUUGAAGGUGGGUAUUUGCAGGCUCUACAUGAUAGAAAAAGGGAGAUGCGUCAUACAUUUCCUAUUGAAUCUGAAAGCAAUCUUGUUGGUUUGGAGAAAAAUGUUGAGAAAUUGGUUGAAGCUUUGGUGGGAAAUGAUAGCAGUCUUGGGGUAUCCAUAACUGGCUUGGGUGGUCUUGGCAAAACCACCCUUGCACGGCAAGUUUUUAAUCAUGAUAAGGUAAAAGAUCAUUUUGAUGGACUUGCGUGGGUGUGUGUAUCACAAGAGUUUACGCGGAAGUAUGUAUGGGAGACCAUCUUGAAGAAUCUUAGUCAUGGAGAUUACAUUGCUGAUAUGAAGGAAGACAAACUACAGAAGAGUCUUAGUCCUGCAGAUGAAGUUUCUGAUAUGAACAUAUCACAAAGGAAGAAGAUUUCAGAUAUGAAUGAAGACGAACUUCAGGAGAAACUCAUUCAAUUGUUGGAAACAAAAAAGGCUUUGAUCGUCUUUGAUGACGUAUGGAAAAGUACAGACUGGGACACAAUAAAGCGAAUUUGGUUAAUUGCAGCUGGUUGGAAGGUGCUGCUUACUUCUCGCAAUGAUGAUGUACAUCCACAAUGUGUCUCCUUUAAACCAGAAGGCCUAACUCUUGACGAAUAUUGGAAACUCUUACAAAUGAUAGUAUUUCCUAAGAACGGCACAACUGGAUAUAUAAUUGAUAAAGAUAUGGUAGAAAUGGCUAAGGAGAUGAUUAAACAUUGUGGAGGACUACCAUUGGCUGUCAAAGUGUUAGGAGGGUUGUUAGCUGCACAACACACAUCGCGUCAGUGGAAAAUGAUAUCUGAGAAUAUUAAAGCUCACAUAGUUGAAGGGCGGAUUAGUUCCAAUGAUGACGAUAGCAGUACGGUUAAUCAUGUUUUGUCUUUGAGCUAUGAAGGAUUGCCUAGUCAUUUGAAGCACUGCUUACUCUACCUAGCCUCUUUUCCAGAAGAUCAUAAAAUAAAAAUAGACAGAUUGUCUUAUGUCUGGGCUGCAGAAGGAAUAACAAAUCCUAGGCAUUACGAUGGAGCUUCCAUUCGACAUAAUGCGGAUCUCAACAUAAAAGAGUUAGUGAAGAGAAAUAUGGUUAUUUCUGAAAGAGACGUGUUUAUUUCGAGAUUUGAAUAUUGUCAGUUGCAUGACUUGAUGAGAGAGAUUUGUUUGUUAAAAGCCAAGGAAGAGAGCUUUAUAAAGAUUGUUAGUGAUCCAGCCAGCAGAUCACGUAGACUCGUUGUGUUCUGUACAGACACUUUUAAUGGAGAGAGGGACAUUGAGAAUUCCAAACUUAGAUCUCUCUUGUUUAUUCUAGUUUCGUAUCGGUUUGCGAUGAGAUCAGACUUCAUGAUGUUACCAUUGUUGAGGGUUUUAGAUCUCAGUAGAGCUAAAUUUGAAGGAGGGAAGUUACCCUCUAGCAUUGGAAAGCUCAUCCACUUGAAGUAUUUGAGUUUAUAUAUGGCAUAUGUAACUCAUCUACCUUCAUCUUUGCGGAACCUGAAGUCGCUGCUCUACUUCAAUCUAGAAAUUUAUAAUCCUCGAGGUGACGCGCAUUACGUGCCCAAUGUCUUCAAAGAGAUGCUAGAACUGAGAUACUUCUCGUUACCAAGGAGAACAACUAGUAGGACAAAGUUGGAAUUGGGUAAUCUAAUCAAAUUGGAGACGUUGAAGAAUUUCUCAACAGAGAAUAGCAAUGACGGAUCUUCACUGUAUGAGAAGGCUAAGGAGUCUCCAGAUCUUAAUCAGUGGCGAGGAGUGGCGUAUGGAAACUCUAUCAUCAACUCUAAGUAAAUUGGGACACUUGGA
Molecule: messenger RNA, 2354 nt
Organism: Arabidopsis lyrata subsp. lyrata
Lineage: Eukaryota; Viridiplantae; Streptophyta; Magnoliopsida; Brassicales; Brassicaceae
Product: putative disease resistance protein At1g59780
Biological process (GO): defense response to other organism
Molecular function (GO): ADP binding
Source: RefSeq, a predicted model, not a curated record